Messenger RNA from Perkinsus marinus ATCC 50983, 522 nucleotides. RefSeq lists its product as hypothetical. The transcript has 5 exons. The annotation marks the transcript as partial. Lineage: Eukaryota; Perkinsozoa; Perkinsida; Perkinsidae. The record is from RefSeq and is a predicted model, not a curated record.
GUCCAUACGGAAUUGCCAGAGUUGGAGUGCGAGAUAGUCGACGUUAGCAUGCUGAAACGCAAGUCUGAGGAUAAAGUGUACCUGAAGAACGACCUAUUGCACUGUGUGCUACGGAGAGGUCUGUCGUUAGCAUUGAUAACAGGGGAAGGGAAUAAGAAAAGGAGACUCACUGGGGAGGGGGCUGAUGAUGAUGCGGCGAGGGAUGAGGCCCUGAAGGUGGUCUUAUUACGACAGGGCUUGCCUAAGUUCUUUGAUAUUGAUGUUGAUGAUGACCUUACUGGUACGACGGGGGACUGCGCCGCGCUCUUGAUGGUUCAGGGUAGAUUUCCGGAGCAGCAGUCAGAGAAGCCAUCGUGGUUGAGGAAGCGUUUAGCGGAGCGAUGGCCGACUACUCUCUAUCUAUUGGAUAAGGCGAAUGGGGAGAAUGCGCAGGUUUCGUGGUCGGUGGACUUGUCAGCUUGGGUCAUCUGUUCUAAGAACGUCUCGUUGGUCGCCAGGGAGGCGGCUGAUCUUAAACGGUGA